Molecule: messenger RNA, 1750 nt
Organism: Vollenhovia emeryi
Lineage: Eukaryota; Metazoa; Arthropoda; Insecta; Hymenoptera; Formicidae
Exons: 6
Coding region: 346-1734 (462 amino acids)
Source: RefSeq, a predicted model, not a curated record
AGGGAUAACACGGUGUGCUCAGUUCGGCUAAACCACGCCUACUUUUGCUUUGCGACGGCUAUAGAUUCCCAGGGCUAUCAACCGUGAAAAGUAAAAAAAAUUUAGCGUUGGUAAGUUGGGUAUGCUGCAUCUAUCGUCCUUGUUUCACGCAUUCGAGCGUCGUAGUUUCUCUUUCUAUCUUUGGGCCUGUUCUUUAUUACUGCACUACUGAACUAGUGCACUAGGCCUUUUGUACACGCGAUCAAGGUUAUGAUCACUCCGUUUUCUAUGUAGGCAAGAAUUUCGGAAGAUUUAUUUUGCUUGUAAGAAUUUCGGAAAAAUCAUUGAGAUCAGUGAUUGUACAAAAUGGUGAAUUCGUGCAUAGUGAGUGGUUGCAAUAGCAAUUCAAAUGGUUAUAGCGGUGAGCGUAUUAAUUUUUUUCUAUUGCCAAAAAAUCAAAUUAUACGCGAAGCUUGGCUGCGAAAAAUCGGAGAAAAUAGCAUAUCUAAAAAUACAGCAAAAGUGUGUUCGCUGCAUUUUUCUGAGGACUCAUUCGUAGUACCAAAGAAAAAAUCAAAAGUUCCCGAUUGCAAGAAAAGACUGCGCCUUUUACAAACUGCUAUACCGACUUUAUUUUUAACGUCAACAGAAAAGAGAGCUGAUAAUCCAGUAAACUUGGAUUUAAAUAUCAUUCGUCAAGAAUUUCCACUUGUCUGCAAUCCAGGCACAAGCAGGGUUAUAGCCGAUGAGCGUGAAAAAACCAACAGUGGAACUGACGCAUUGAAUGAAUUAUGCGAUACAAAUGAAAAUCUUGAUGGUCCGAAUGAAACUGAUGGCAUUACAGCAACACCAAAAAGGCAUUCUCGAAGUAAUCCGUGGUUGAACAAACGGUAUCGAGUUAUUGGUUCACCACCAAGUGCAUUACAUACACUCGAGAAUGAAUGCAAUUUUACGUUUCCUAGAAGAUCAUUGAAAUUUCAACCGCAUGCAUACAAUGUUAGAGCAAGCGCAUUAAGAAAGCGCAAACAACGUGGCAAGGCGCAUUCAAAAAGAAGCGCUGAAGUUACUCCAGAAGGAGCAAUAAUAUGCAGCGACGAAAAUACCCCUUUGUCGACACGUAGACAACGCUUUUUCAUGGACAACUGUGAUAAAAGCGUCAUUACCAGUGCCUCAAAGCCGACCGAAAUGGACAAGUUACGAGCAGAAGUGACGUUACUUAAGGCAGAAGUGCAUCAUUAUCGGUCACUGCACGCAUUUCACAUGCAAUCAAAUUGCACAGAUUUGGCAAUGCAAACACCAGUAGAAGCAGAAAACGAGGCAUUGAAGCAACUAUUGCAAGAGAAAGAGGAACAAGUCAAGAAGAUUUCUGCCGAAAAGGAAGAAAUGUUAAAAUUAAUUAACGAUCUUCAAGCACAAUUGGCGAGCAUUUAUACUGCAAUCGGAAAAGCUCCUCAAGAAAGAGAAGAAUACGUUAGAACGCUAUUAAAACCCUACUUCACAGAAGGGCAAAUACAGUGCAUUUUGACGCAGAAAAAAUGGAUUCAGUGGUCCAUCGAUGACUAUGCUUCAGCCAUUUCGUUACGGAACGUAAGUCCGAAAGCUUACCGUUAUCUUCGUACGAAAUUGAAUUACCCUUUGCCAUCGUUACAGUCAUUAAGAAGAUGGGCCGCGUGGAAGAAAGGGAGAAGGAGAGGAAGUGUAAAGGGUUCGGGAACGCUCCCUUCAAAAGCGCCACUUUUGCCCGAAAGGGAAUAAAGUUACUUACUUACUA